AUGUCUACGCCUGAAAACAACAUUGUACCUGCUGCGAGUCCUGGACGUCGCGCUGGAGCUCGAGAGCCCGCGCAGGAUCCUGGAAUGUCGGCGAGAGUCGAGCAACAACUCGCGCUGGCGGAGUCGUCGCGUCCGACGUCGACGCAGUCCACGCCACGGCGGUCUCCACAAGAGCUGGUCCCAAGAUCGACGCAGUCAAGCCCUGGUCGACCUACCCUUCGUGAAUUCCCGGCGUUGCCUCAACCACCUCUGGAGUUAGCCCUCAGCCCCGCGGCUGAGAGCACAUUGGGAAAACGCGAUCACCUCGCGCUGCGAGGGCAUCACGAGACCACGGUCCCGGGUAACGGUGCACCUGUGCGUCUUGGGUUGGCCCCGGGAGCCCAAGUUCUUGGACCUGAGGUUCCUGCACCGCGUGGCCACGCGCUUCCGAAAGGAAGUCUCCCGGUGAUCCCCCGAGGAGUGAGUGGCGAAGCUGGAGCUGGAAGUGGACAACUGGUGUCGUUCGCCGAUGACGAAGCUCGUGCCUACGGCGUGGAACAGCUGAGGCGCUGGGUCGCCCUGCCUGGUGAAGUGAUCUCUCCGGUCGACGUAGUCUAUGACGAGGCCGAGGACGAGUACGACAUGGAGGCAUGGGUGAAGGCUGCGCUUGAGACCAGUCGCUAUCUGGGGCUUUUGAACGCUGGCCGCCUCUCGGAGCCUUGGAUCUGUUGGUUCGACGCCGGCACGAUGCUCAUGGAAGCUGGCUUCGAGUUCUGCAAUGUCGUUCCGAUAUGGAGCUCGAUUCCUGAAUUGGCCGCUGUCUCGGAGAACCAGAUACGCCGCGGAGUCGAAGAAGUUCAGGCGCGGAUUGCCGUGGAGUGCCUCGAGUGGAACAAGUUGAUACGUGGUGUGGGGUUCCACAUUCGCCAGCCACUCGACCCACUGCCUGAAGUCCGCCCUGUGUCUCCGGCUGACAACCAAGCGUGUGACGAGGAAGGUGACAUCCUGAUGAUCGACGACACAGUGGGGCUCCUGGGGCUUGAGUUGACGAUGAAGCUCAGGCAGCUGCAGAGCCGCCUCCCUGCUCCGAUUCGUGCCUGGUACAAGCAACUUCCGGAGCGUGACCAGAAGAGCCGUCUUUCGAUGCUGUUCCGCCGCGAGUACUGUCGCACUGAGGCGUCCCCAUAUGGCCGGUACUACGAGUUGAGCCCGGACUCCGGAGAAACAGCUCGAUCGUUCCUCUAUCGGCUCAACGCUGCUGCGAAGCGUGCUGACGUGGACUACGAAGGUUCAGCCAGUGACCGCGAGCUACACAUCCGGAGAUUCAUCAAGAAGAUCUCGGAUCGUCGUCUCAAGAUUACGUUGCAAGGCCAGAGAUUCCUGUCAAUUCGCGAGUUGGAGAAGACAUUGAAGCGAACUCAUGGAGUUCGAUUCAGCAGAUUCCCGUCGCAGCGCCGAAGGCAACCCGAGAGGUCCUACCUGUCAGCAGGUGAAGACUCUGACUCUGGUGAUGAAGAUGCGCAAGCUCAAGAAUCCGAAGAUAAGCCUGAGUCCGCACCUCGACCAGGAACUCCUCCUCCGGUCUCGAGCCGUCCGACGGCGACUGUGAAUAUCGCGAGAAUUCCUGAGGCUCCUGUUCCGACACCCCGAGCUCCAACGACAGAGGAGAUUUUCCGAGCCGUGGAGCAGAUGGGCUGGCGUCCGCCACUUCCCCCUGCACCUCCUCAAUCGCCACGUCGAGACAACAACGUCUUCUGUGAAAAGUGCCGCGCAUUCGGCCACUCAGCCCAGUACUGCUGGCAAGACGCGGUCCGUGAGCUGGCGCGGAAGGGUGCACUUCAAGACCUGCCUGACGGUGUUCUGAAGUAA
Phytophthora sojae is the source of this 1848-nucleotide messenger RNA. RefSeq lists its product as hypothetical. NCBI's taxonomy places the organism in Eukaryota, Oomycota, Peronosporomycetes, Peronosporales, Peronosporaceae. The transcript has 6 exons. The coding region runs from base 1 to 1848 and encodes 615 amino acids. The record is from RefSeq and is a predicted model, not a curated record.